AUGAGAGCUACAGUCAGAUUUCAUCCCGUUGAGAUACUCUUGGACGCCUCGAAUAAGGAUUACAAAAUCGGCGGCCUGAUUGAGAUAGAGGGAAUUGAAGCAUGCUUGUUAGAGACGUCAGGCCAUUAUGGCCGCAAAGAUUUAGGUCGCUUUUGGUAUGAUCAUAUACUAAAGACAUGGUAUUUUACCAAGGAAGAGACUCUUUGUAAACUGAAGGUAUUCUUCAUAAACGCCGGAGGAUUGUAUGAAGAAGACUUCAAAAACCCCCAUCAACAAGAAGAAGGAACACAAAGGUUAUCUUCUGUUUCAGCAAUUGGGACUGGAAGUGUCGUAUUCUACAGUAAAUAG
Rhizopus microsporus ATCC 52813 is the source of this 348-nucleotide messenger RNA. RefSeq lists its product as uncharacterized. The record is from RefSeq and is a predicted model, not a curated record. NCBI's taxonomy places the organism in Eukaryota, Fungi, Mucoromycota, Mucoromycetes, Mucorales, Rhizopodaceae. The transcript is spliced from 3 exons. Bases 1 to 348 code for a protein of 115 amino acids.